AUGACAACUGAAGCCUCAACCUCCGCGUUCAAUCGCACAGAUGUCAAGUUUGCCUCUGGCAACGAGCUGUGUGCCGCAUGGGUGUAUCGGCCCACUGCUCCACCCUUGGGCACUCGGUCCACCUCCUCGUCGGCUCGCUUUCCAGCAAUGAUCCUAGGCCACGGCCUAGGCGGAAUCAAAGAGAUGGGUCUUGACCGAUACGCUUCGCGCUUUGUCUCGCUCGGCAUCGUCUGUGUCGUAUUUGACUACCGACAUUUCGGCGAGAGUGGAGGAGAGCCACGCCAACUGCUCGACAUCAACCUGCAGCUGCAGGAUUGGGAUGCAGCUCUCAACUACACGUCCAAACUCGAAGACGUCGAUAGCGAGAGGAUUGGUAAUUUCGGUAGCAGCUUCGGCGGAGGACAUGUGAUCAGCGUUGCAGCAAACGAUAAGAGGGUCAAGGCGGUCAUCAGUCAAUGCCCUUUUACCUCAGGACUGCACUCGUCGCAGACGGUUGGGGUUCUUCCUUUGCUCAAGUUGGGGGUUCUUGGCUUGAAGGAUAUGCUGUUUUCCAGCAAAAACACAAUUGUACCUGUCAAACUCGCUGGCAAACCAGGUGAAACCGCUCUCAUGAACGCACCCGAUGUACAACAGUAUCGUAAGAUCGUCCCACCGCAUCUCGAGUCAAGCUACAAAGACUACGUUGCCGCCCGAUUUGCUCUGCACAUCGCUUUCUACAAUCCGGGCUGGAACACCGCCUCGGUCGCCUGUCCGAUUCUCUUUGCUGUGUGCGGCAAAGACUCGGUGGCUCCACCGCGUCCCACGCUCGAAUAUGCCAAAAACGCUCCCAAGGCGACCAUCAAGCACUACGAGCAAAUGGGUCACUUUGAUAUCUACCUUGGCGAGUUCUUUGAUCUUGCCACCAAGGAUUAUCUCGACUUUCUUCGUGACAAUCUGUGA
Messenger RNA from Mycosarcoma maydis (corn smut), 939 nucleotides. RefSeq lists its product as uncharacterized. The record is from RefSeq and is a predicted model, not a curated record. The transcript is spliced from 2 exons. The coding region runs from base 1 to 939 and encodes 312 amino acids. NCBI's taxonomy places the organism in Eukaryota, Fungi, Basidiomycota, Ustilaginomycetes, Ustilaginales.